GGCCGGCUCCUCCCUCCCGGACACUCCCCGCACGGCCUCUGCACGGCCCCAGCUCCUCGUGGGGAGAGAGAGAGACGGGUGGCACCGCUCGUCAUCGUCGUAGUCUUCGUCUUCUUCGUCGUCGUAGUCGUCGCCUGGUGUACGGGCGCGAUUCUCAGUUGCCCGUGGUUGGCGUCGCUGCGUGGACGGAGCCAUGAGCAAGCGCAAGGCGCCGCAGGAGACUCUCAAUGAGGGCAUAACAGAUUUCCUCUUUGAGCUGGCAAACUAUGAGAAAAAUGUGAAUCGUGCAAUUCACAAAUACAACGCCUAUCGAAAAGCUGCAGCCGUCAUCGCAAAAUACCCAAACAAGAUCAAAAGUGGUUCUGAGGCCAAGCAACUUGAAGGUGUUGGGGUGCAAAUCGCAAAGAAGAUUGAUGAGUUCCUGUCAACAGGGAAGUUACAAAAGCUGGAAAAGAUUCGUCUUGAUGACACAUCGUCUUCCAUAAACUUCCUGACACGCAUCACUGGCAUCGGACCUGCUGUUGCCAAAAAGCUGUAUGAUGAGGGAAUUAGAACACUGGACGACUUGAAAAACAAUGUCGAGAGACUUAACCAUCACCAGCGCAUUGGACUGAAAUACUUUGAGGAUUUUGAAAAAAGGAUUCCCAGAACUGAGCUGAUGAAAAUGCAGGAUCUGGUGUGCAAAGAUAUACAAGCUUUGGAUCCUGAUUACAUUGCUACAGUUUGUGGCAGCUUCCGCAGAGGGGCAGAGUCAAGUGGUGACAUGGAUGUACUUCUGACUUAUGAGAGUUACUCAUCUGAGAGCAAGAAGCAGCCAUUUCUUUUGCAUAGGGUGGUGGACCACUUGAAGUCCACUGGGUUUCUUUCGGAGACAUUAUCCCGUGGUGACACAAAGUUCAUGGGCGUAGGAAGGCUUCCUGUGGUUGAUGGUGAUGAUGAUGAUGAGACAAACCGACCUCACCGCCGUAUUGACAUCCGACUCGUACCAAAGGACCAGUACUUCUGUGGAGUGCUUUAUUUUACAGGCAGUGACAUUUUCAACAAGAACAUGAGAACUCGUGCACUGGAAAUGGGGUUCACCCUCAACGAGUACUCCAUCCGGCCAAUCGGCAUCACCGGAGUGAUCGGCGAGGCGUUGCCAGUAUACAGUGAACAGGACAUCUUCUCUUAUAUCGGAUGGUCCUAUCGCGAGCCUAAAGACCGGAGUGAAUGAGUCUCGCAACAGAUCUGAAACCUACUCUGUCUUACUGUGUAGAACUAAUCUCAAGUUUAUACUCUUUGGUUCUAUUCGGUAAAGUCACGUAGGUAAAAAAUAAAACAACAAAAAUCACGACGUUUCGGCCACAACACAAGUGGCCUUCAUCAGGUGAAGGGACAAACUGUCCAGCGGGCAGCGUUGGAGUGAAGAAAGCCAAGCGCAGGUUGCCACCUUUUAAGCUGUGAGGGUGCAAACAGAAAACGCCUUGACAAAGGAUGAUUGGCGUGAGAGGGACAUUUCUGUAUGAUCACAUAUUUGUUUUAGGCAUCGCGUUACCCCCAACAUUAAAAUUAGCAUCAUUUUACAAGACAGGGAUUUAUAAGCAUGUAUUUAUACACAGGUUUACAGAAUUAGGAGCAAUGGCACAAUCUAAAUUAUGUAGCCAUCUUGGUUGUUGCCUUAUAACUGAAAAUAGCAGAAACGCAAACGUUUUGUGCAGUAUUUUAGCACAAACCAAAUCUGGUAACCCAAGAUUAUUUUUCAUUUCUGUUAAAUCUACCUCUUGUAUCCACAAAAUCAGCUUUCGUUGCCCUGUAUAUUGCGUUAUGUGCAGAACAUUCCCCUUAACUAAAUCCCAAAUACAGGCGUCUUAAAAUUUCUCGUUAAGCGAAAAUUCGUAAAAACGAUCGUUUUCCCGUUAAAAAAUGAGUUAUGAUUCAGCCCCAUAAUGUUCCACUCUAGAUCAACUUUUUUUUACGUGAGAAAUACAUAGUAUAAUUUUUAACGUAAAGUAAUAAAAUAUCAUGUAACACUUACCACACAUGAACCACAGUGCUUGCAGGUGCCUGUCUUCAGCUUCUGUAAUUAAUUAGCGCCCCCCCCCUCCCCCCGCUCCUACUCAACCAUUACAGUUCCACCAUAAAGGCCCCUUCCCCCACAUGGCGAAUCUCACGCACACAGCAGUAUGUUGAACUUCUUAAAGUAGCCAACCGUGCUAAUCGGAGGUGCGUGGGAAGGACAACAAACUGAACACAAAAAGCAGUUUCUAAAGAAAUCAGUUUUAAAUUUGAAUUUAAAAGUGUAUUGCUCCAGUAGCUUCGUAACAUUGGAAGGGAGAGUGUUCAAGACAGCCGCAGAAGCACAUCUGAAAGUGUGCGAUACAAACAACUGUGAGCCGCAAUUCGCGCCCCCUCUCGCCAUGGAACGCAUUCGAUCGAUCGGUCGUCAUAUUCUUGGUUCUUUCGGUAAAGUCACGUUGAAGGGAAACAAUAAAAUAAUAAAAUGUAUAUUAAACAAUAAAAAUUCUCACGACGUUUCGACUGCGACACAAACUUUACUGCUCCCGCGCAGUCGUCAUCAGGUUACCUGAGGUUACCUGAUGAUGUCUCUUUGUGUUGCAGUCGAAACGUCGUGAGAAUUUUAUUGUUUUAUAUAUUUUUAUUAUUAUUUUAUUGUUUCCCUUCAACGUGACUACCGAAAGAACCACGAAUAUGAAUUACUGCAGUCACAAAGGCUUUAAAUCAAAAUUCAAUCGGUCUUCGUUCGUUACGUGAACAUUUGCUCAUUUUACAAACAAAUUCGUCUAAAUUAAAUUUGCUCGUUAUAGAGUGCUCGUUGAGACGCGCCUGUAUUCAGAAUGCCACCAUCAGGCAUCACGCCAGCACCUGUAAACAAGACAAAUCACCUCCGUAACUCUGACCUCUCCACUGGAUCCCAAUCCAAUUCUGCACCUUUUACAAAUCACCCUCACCAUUUUUAAGAUCCUUCAUAGAAUCACCGCCACCUACCUAUCCCAUUGAAUUUUAAGCUACUCCGUCACAUGCUCUCCAUGCCAGCAACCAAGUUGGCAGUUCCCCUUGUCUGCUGCUAAAUAAUUUGUUUGCAAUUCCCUUCCUCUUGAAAUCUGGACUGCCCAAUUCCCUUUGUUGAAAUCCAGAGAGAAGGCCAGUUCUUCUCUGCCUUUUAACGUUUUUUAUGAAAUGCCUUUAAAUAUAUCACAUUGCUUUCUCCCUUCUCAAACACAUCUACUUACAUCUCUCUCCCUUUCAGUAGUUUUCUCUUUAUUUCUGCUCUGAAUACUAAUAUAGUAGACUCUCAAUUAUCCGUGUGUGGUUUAUCCAAUUUGUGGAUUAACAGCACACCUGAGAUUUUACGUAAAUUAAUAACUGAUGGAUUUUCCCUUAAGCCCAAAUUCAUACUCUAAAAACAGUUAUACAUUAUUUUUCUUGGAAAAGUGUAUUACUAGUAACGUGCUUAAACCGAACAGAUAUGUGCUCCUGUGAAUCCGAAAUCGCCUCUACAGUACAGUAGUUGCAUAUAUUUAUAACAGUGGCCAGAGUUUGAUUUUGGUGUGGCUCUGCUAUCCACUUAGUGGGCAGUCUUCUGCGCGGGAGCAGGAAAGUUUUAUCACUAAGAAUGCGCAUCAAUCCGUCGAUUCUUUACUACAAAUUUUUGUUUUGUUUCUUAACAAACUCAAUGUUCAUAACUGAAACAUAAAUUAUUCAUUUUUUAGUAUUUUUGGCAUAGAGGUCGACGGAAAAUGGAUAUUUUUGUAUUAUCCACGAUUUUGAAUUAUCCGCGGCCGUCUUCCUCGUCAGCGUGGAUAAUCGAGCUCUGCUGUAUAUUAAAAAGUUUUCCAUUUCAAAUUAUCUCCAUGCACUCGUCUCAUAUUUAGUGUAGUGAGGUUUGGUUAUAUCUUGGUGCUUUUUAAGUCCACAUGUUAAUGUGUAACCUCGUAUAUUGAAUAUCAAGGAUGCGAGUACUGUUGCUCAUGUAUACAUUACAUUAAGGUUAAAUCGGUACCCAUCAUACCAAAUGCUUUUUAUCGUGCUAUUAAGGGAUGCAAUUAUGGUCAAAAUAGCUACCGUACAUCAUUGGGUCACAGAGACUCGUAAAUCCAAGUCGAGGUGUGGUUCCAGUUAUCCCUUCAGCAGCCUUAGAAUAGAGCCGAGUAUUAAUUCCUAUAAUUAAUAUAGCCAGCCUAAAGGGACGGUGAAUGAGUGUUUUAAACUGGGGUGCGUGGAUGUAAAAUUAUACCUAGUAAAGUAUUACUGUUUUAA
Messenger RNA from Petromyzon marinus (sea lamprey), 4257 nucleotides. It is a transcript of the gene POLB, whose product is annotated as DNA polymerase beta. The record is from RefSeq and is a predicted model, not a curated record. Gene Ontology annotation, biological process: base-excision repair; double-strand break repair via nonhomologous end joining. Lineage: Eukaryota; Metazoa; Chordata; Hyperoartia; Petromyzontiformes; Petromyzontidae. Gene Ontology annotation, cellular component: nucleus. Gene Ontology annotation, molecular function: DNA-directed DNA polymerase activity; DNA binding.